GAUUUGAAGCAGAGCGCUUUGCACGAUUACUUGCAAAAAAUAAAUAAAUGUAUCUGUGAUACGUAAAGUGAAAAAUAAUUUUACUUACACAUGAAUUUUCGCACUGAGGAAUUAUCGAUUUAAUUUUUUGAAGAAAAAUUUAAAUGUGGAAUACCAGUUGCAGAAAACAAUGUUGGGUGAGGUGACGUGAAAGGUGCAAUCGACCAGUGUUACUCGUAAUUUCUACAAAACACAAAAAUUCAAUUACUAUAAAUAAAUUAAUCUCCCAAUAAAGCGGACUUAAAAAUUUUCCAAGUGAUUUUGCGGGUGAAAGAGAUAAUUUUAUAAAUAUUGUGUAUUUUUAUCGAAUUUACUGAGGAUUUAUAUAAAAAUGAAAUUCAUCACGUCCUUGUUCGGGGUCGGAUCCCCCAAAAAAAUGGGCAGACAGUACAUGAAAGUAGGAAGAAAUGCGCUCUUUGGUAUCAGGCCCAAUAGAGAAGGAGAGCCGAUGUGCGCAGAACGAGUUCCUCGACCUAUGAAUGUCUUCAUUUCGAAAAAAGGAAAACUUAGACACGGUAGAAUAGCCGCUAUUCUAUUCGGGCUUCUGGCGUUGGCAAUCGGUAUUAUUCUCAGUAGUAUACCUUGGGUUGAUUACGUUAUUUUAAGACAAUUAAGGCUAUGGAAUGGCUCACUUUCGUUUCAAUAUUGGCAGAAACCCGGAGUUGUUAGACUUACCAAAGUUUAUAUAUUCAAUGUUACGAAUGCUGAUACCUUUUUAAGUUUAAAUGAAAAACCAAAACUUCAAGAAGUCGGACCAUUUGUUUAUAGAGAAGACAUGGAAAAAGUAAACAUAGUAUUUCACAACAACGGCACAGUAUCAUAUCAACACAAAAAGAUCUUGAACUUCGUACCGGAAUUGUCUAAAGACAAGGACUUGCGAGUUUUAGUACCAAAUAUUCCGCUUCUCACAUUGACGACACAAAGUAAGAGUUUGCCAAGGUUCCUAAACUUCGGACUAUCAAUGUUCAUAAGUGGACUGAAUCAAAAGCCUUUUGUUCCUGUCACAGCACAACAAUUGGUCUUCGGAUAUGACGAUCCACUGGUGAGCAUAGCGCACCGAUUUUUUCCAAAAGCGCGGCGACCGAUGCAUCAGAUGGGGCUUCUUCUUGCCAGAAAUGGAACGCUGGAUGAGGUGUCGACAAUUUACACUGGGCAUACUGAUAUGAAACAGUUUGGGCUUAUUAAUAAGUUGAACGGCCUAGAUCGGCUUCCGUAUUGGGAAGAUGAGCCCUGUAAUUCGAUAACAGCUUCAGAAGGGUCAUUUUUUCCUCCUCGAGACAGCACAGGUGCAGACGUAGUCCACGUUUGGGACAAGGACCUCUGUCGAGUGCUACCUCUUCAAUACCGAGGACCUGUCGAGAAGGCGGGCAUAAACGCAGAUCUUUAUACACCCACAGACGACGUUUUUGACCCACCAAGUGUUAAAAAGCCCGACAAUGAGUGCUUCUGUCCAGACGAUCCAACCAGUUGUCCGCUCAAGGGCCUCCAGAACAUUAGUCCUUGUCAAUACAGCGCACCAGUGUAUUUAUCGUUUCCUCAUUUUUAUAAAGCUGAUCAAAAGCUUACAGAUACUGUUGUAGGCUUGAAACCAGUGCCAGAGUUACAUGAAACUUAUUUUAAAAUUCAACCUAAACUAGGAGUACCUGUCGAAGGAAAAGUGCGAGUGCAAUUGAACCUAAAAGUAGAAAGACAGUCGGACAUAACAGCAGUUAAGGAUUUUCCGGACAUAGUAUUCCCGAUAAUGUGGAUCGAGGAGGGAAUCGAUGAGCUAACCCCCGCAAUAAGGAGGUGGAUAUACCUGGCGACGACCUUCGCGGACAUCGCGGUGCCGUGUAUAACGUACGGACUUAUUCUAGUCGGUAUGGUUGUUCUCAGUACGAUAACGAUAAAAGCGUACACCAACGUCCUUACAACGCAAGAAGCCAUCGAACUCGGCAAAAAGACAAUAAGAAGAGGCUCAUCGUUCAUCGUAAAUGGGCAGCAUCGCACCCUCGUCGUCAAGGAUUCGUACAUUUUAUUGAGUCAUAAUUCAGAGGAUGCUAGGCCUAUCGUCGAAGUGUAAUUUUUUUAUUUAAUUAGGCUUAUACAUAUUUUUACUUCCGUUCAUUAUUAUUAUUAAUUUUUAUUUUAUAAGAGUGUAUUUUAAGUGAACUAAAUGCUCAUUGUGCUCAAUAACUUUUAUAUUUUUACAAACUUCUCAUUUUAAGAUUAACUUUAAGACUUUCGAGUGAGUUUUUAUAAAAACAAUUUAUUUUAGUG
This is a messenger RNA of Cotesia congregata, 2298 nucleotides long. Lineage: Eukaryota; Metazoa; Arthropoda; Insecta; Hymenoptera; Braconidae. The record is from the annotation of a GenBank genome assembly.